This is a messenger RNA of Selaginella moellendorffii, 550 nucleotides long. Its product is annotated as transmembrane protein 256 homolog. The record is from RefSeq and is a predicted model, not a curated record. The transcript is spliced from 5 exons. NCBI's taxonomy places the organism in Eukaryota, Viridiplantae, Streptophyta, Lycopodiopsida, Selaginellales, Selaginellaceae. Bases 31 to 462 code for a protein of 143 amino acids.
ACUAGUGGUGAUUUUAGGGUUUUGGCUCAAAUGGCAGCUAACGAGGGAGAAGAGGAGCUUCUUCUUGGAGCUCAAGCGCGCAAGAAGGAGGGAUUCACGGCGUCCGUGUCGCAAUACGUGCGCGCGAUGGAUCCGACCGUGUGGCAUAAGGUAGCGGCAUUCUCCGGAAUGGCCGCCGUGGGGCUUGGAACGUAUGGAUCGCAUAUGUACAAGCCAAAGAAUCCCGUUUACAAGGAGGUUUACAACACCGCGGCAUUGUAUCAUUUGAUGCACACGGCGGCGCUGGUCGCGGCUCCAGUUGCCAAGCAUCCUCACGUCUUUGGUGGUCUUCUAUCGUUUGGAAUCGUCGCUUUCUCUGGAACCUGCUACACUGUAGCGAUUCUAGAGAACCGCAAGUAUGCGUUUUUGGCGCCUUUUGGUGGAGCUUCGUUCCUUGCUGCCUGGGCAUCGCUGCUCUUCUGAAAGUUCCAAACAGGAUAUAAGUGAAUUGUCUGAAAAAAAAACCUUUUUUUAAUCGAUUCACGAAUUAUAGUGUCAGAAUUUUGAUUCA